AUGCGCGAAACCAACAACAUUCGGUUGCGUUUGGUGGUCCGCCGCCACAGCCUCCCCGAGGUCCGGGUCGUUUUCCCAGUCCGACUGGACGCCGACCCCACCAUCGCGAACCUCCUCGAGCAGGUGAACGAGAUCAUCCCCCUCGAAAGUAACAAUUGGGGCCUUGAGGAUUAUUCGGUAGAGCUUCGCGACGCCGGCGGUCACGGAUUCGACUGUUUGCACUUCCAACCAGUGUCACUCACUCUCAAGAACGACGAGGAGGUCUUCAUACGCCCCCUCGAUACUGGAGACCGACGCAAACGCCGCCUAACGGGUCGAGAUCAGAUCUCGACAGAUGGGAAGCACCUCAUCGACGGGAUUGCGUUUGGGCGGCCCCGGCUCAGAACCCCCAGAGACCGGCCUGUGGUUGACAUUCCGCCCCUGAAGCGCCGAAGAAUCACAUACGACAAUGAAGAAGGGGAGAUUGAACCACCGCAGUUGCUGCUUACCGAGCGUGGUGAGGUCGAGCGGCCUCGCCACACUGUCCGGUUCGAUCUUGCCUCUGCCGAACCGGAAGAGGCCGAGGAAGAAGAUGAAGAUUUUGUGAUUAACGAGUCCGACGAAGAAGACGCCGAAGACGACCUUGACCAAGCCGACCUUGAAGAUGAGCUGCGCGAUCUUCAAGCGGAGAAUGAGGAGUCGACAAAUGAUAAGCGUUUGCCAGCCGCCGGAGAAGGAAGGCCGGUCGGCCUUGAUCUACAAACUCUAGAAAAUAUUGCCAAUCUCCGGGCUGCCUUCCCGACCGCCGGGUUUGAGGCGUGCGAAAAGUCACUUGCAAAGUCUGGGGGCGACGCCCGCAACGCAUACUUGGACCUUCAAACCGAACACCGGCCGCGUGUGGCGUUGAAUGACAUUCUCCCCGAUGCUCCAACCGACGCCGCAGCAGCCGAAGAUGCAGAGGACGAGAGUGAUGCCGAGUCCGUAGCAUCUAUGGUUAAACAUUUCGACCAACACGGUUUCCCGAGUGGUUCUAUUCUAGCAGGGACGGCAGCCGCUCAGAUAGCAGAAGUUAUGCGGCAAUCGGGUCACGCCGUAAAACUGCCGGUGCACACCAAGUUUGACGAAGAUACGGCCGGCCAGGGACCAACCCCAAGAGAAGAAGCGGCGGGCGAAAGUGAUGCAGACGCCGCCGCCGCCGCCGACGACGACGACAGCGAAAGUUACCACGAGAGUGAUGGUGGAAGCGAGAGCGGGGACGAAAGUGAUGACGACAGUGAGAGUAAUGAUGGGAGUGAGAGCGAUAGCGGCCCAGAGGUUGCAUCUUCCAAGCUCCCCGGGGGUCCUGGCGCCACGCCUGAUGGCGAUGUGACCUCUCCAACUUCAGAGGAGAGCGACCAUGAGGGCAAUGACGAUGAAGACAGCAGUGAAGAUAGCGAUGAUGAAGCCGCCAGCGGUGACGACGGCGAGAACGAGAGUGAUGAGUCUGAGGACUCCAGUCAGGCGGAUGGCAGUGAUGUGGACGAUGAAUCUGACAGUGAUUUCGACAAUGAUAACGCCUCUGGUUCCAAUACAAAUGAGGAUCCCGACGACGUUAGUGGCACCUCGGAGGGAGCCCCGGAUGUUGAUUCCGAAGACAGCUCCGCGAGCGGAAAAGCGAGUCAAGAGUCGGAAUCGGAUGAUGAUUCGUCAGAUGAGAGUGCAAACGAUACAACAAAACCGAUCACAAGUCCUGCCAAGACAACCCAAGCAAGGCCCCUGGAGGUGCAAGACGACAACAGGCUGGGCCCCGCGAUGCGCCCCGCCGAACCCGGGAUACCAGUGCCACCAGGACAAGGGAAAACAGCGACCAAGAAGCGCAACGCUCGGCGAAGGCUGGCGAUUGCUGCGAAGAAGGCUGUAGCCCGCGGAGAGCUUUUGCUACCCACCAGCGAGCCCAAACCGCCACCCACGGCAGAACCCAUCAAGACUGUGCCCUCCUUUGCAGAUAAGAAAGCGGCAUUACUUAAAGUGUUGGGUGCCAUACCGAUGGACGCUUUGGAACAAGCACUGUUACCCAACGUUGACACCAAUGGCCCCAGCCAACCGCAAAAACCCACGGAUGUCACCCCAAAACCAGACUUGACACAACAACCCGACGAGAAACCAACCGUCGAGGUAAACCCCGACGCAUGGCGGGACAAGAUUGUGUAUCGUGCGGUCGAGUGCUGCCAAGAGGGAGUCGAACUGAGCGAGCCACCCUUCCCAUUCGUUCAACGUUGGGACCCUCAACAGCAGUUCUUUUACAAGCAUGACAGAACUAGCGGCGGCCGUUCGAAACGGAAGCAGCACGAUCAAGACGUCUUUGUCGAUGGAGGAAAGGCAUCUGGCAAAAAGAGGAGAAAGUCUAACUGGGAUUCGUCGUAUUAUGAGACCGAUCGCGAUGAUGAGCAAUCUUACACCAACCCUGAUGAUACCGUUCUCAACUACGACGAUGAGCCUUCGGAGCUGCAAGCACCGGGACAGAGUUGGGAAGAAACGGAAGGGGUACAAGAGGAGGACGACCUGCCAACCCUUCCGCCCGACGUCACGCAUCUUCCGCUGCUCGCUCCAGGCAAGGCUCGACCAGGGAUGAUCAUCACAUGGAACCAGUGGCUGCUUUCCAAAGGGACAAAUUGGCAACCUCAAGUCUCUCCCUUGACCGGUGUUGUCGUUGAGGUUUUCGACGAUAAUCAGCUCCAAGUCCGCCUGGCAAAGAGGGAUAGAAACCUUGACCGUAACGAAAGGACUUAUGAUGACGAUGGGAACCGGGUGUACGACAAGUUCGAGUUGCCGGGGGCAGACGAGGACAGCGAGGGCCUUGCCGAGGAGGGGUACCGGGACCUUGACUUCGCGGACUUGAUCGAACCUCGCAUUCUUCAACCGGUCCCUGACACCGCUGCUACCGGAGUCUCGGAACUGCCUUGCGGGGUUCAAGAUAAGGCAAUUCCCGAAGGCGAGUUGCCUGAUGUCGAGCAUGGAGCUGAGGAAGCACAACUGGGGAGUGACAAAAACGGCACCGUCCCCGGUCCUAUUCCCCAAAUCACUCAAACGAACCCCGACACUCCAAUCUCGGAGGACCGCCGGCAUGAGAUCAGCCUUCUUAUCAACAAUGCCGGCUUUCGAAAAGAUGUUGACCCUUCCGUCGCCAAGAUGGCCGAAAACGACCUCGAUCUUAGCAGCCCUUCCAGACAGCUCGAGGAGAUGACACACGAAGCAACCCUGCUUUCCCAAGAUCCAGAUUCUCUCGACGAAAGCAAUCCAAAACUGCCGUCUGAAAUUCCGUCGCAUGACCUCGAGUCCCACCCCACCGUCGUCUUUGAACCUUUCCACGGCUUCUCGGAUGCUGCGUCGGAAGUUCCUACUGAGCGCCAAGUUGCUUAUCCCAAAUUAGCCCUUCCGCCCUCUGAGACCGACAGUAUGCCCAGCGGGCGGCGGCAGGUUGACCCAGAUUUUAGCAUCGACCUGGGCGGUGACUCGUUCCAUGAUCCCGAAGAUCCUACCCUCACAUCUCGCUCGACUAUCGGUCUCCACAACAGCGAUGAACUGGAUCUACCCGCACGCAAAGCCGAAUUUGAUGCCGAAUCGGAUGCCGAAUCGGACUUAUCUCUGAGUGACAUAUGGGGUUCGGCGCCACCUCAGUCAUCCAAAUCUCCCAAUAAGCGCGUCGCACCUACCAUCUCACUCUCGAAACGAAAUGUUGCUCCAGAUCCGGAGUAUGAGCGAGCGAUGCAACGUCUUGAUUCCGAUGAUAUCUCCGAGGCUGACGACAAUGACGACCGGGAAAACAUGUCGGAGCUUGCCCAAAAGCUAGUUGACAAACCCAUCGUCAAACCAUCUCCAAAGAAGCAGGAUCCAGGUAUGCCGAAGAAGACAAUAACCCGGAUCAAGGCGGAACAAUCUUCCCCGCAUACUGUGCGACUCCCUGGCCCCAGCCCGAAAACGACAGGCAAGAGUGGCUCACCGUUCGUCAUCCCUCAGGGAUCCCAGGUGGUCUCGCUCCUGACUAGCAGCCCGGAGCCCGAACUGGAAGAAGACUACGCGGAGGAUAGCAUCGACGAGACGUAUAAUGAACCCGACAUGCCGACGGGGGCUGGUUGGGUUCGGAAAUCAGGUACACAACGCGGCGCUGUGCGUGUUUUGAUGUCGCCAUCGACGAAAGCCGCGUCUGGGGCUGCGCCCGCAUCGAAGCCGAGCGCCGAUAAGAAGACGACCGCGGUACUGAGCUCAUUACUUCGGGCGAAGAAGAAGGUCUUGUCAAAUGUGCUCUAA
This is a messenger RNA of Dichotomopilus funicola, 4266 nucleotides long. RefSeq lists its product as uncharacterized. The record is from RefSeq and is a predicted model, not a curated record. The coding region runs from base 1 to 4266 and encodes 1421 amino acids. The transcript has 2 exons. Lineage: Eukaryota; Fungi; Ascomycota; Sordariomycetes; Sordariales; Chaetomiaceae.